Molecule: messenger RNA, 795 nt
Organism: Phanerochaete carnosa HHB-10118-sp
Lineage: Eukaryota; Fungi; Basidiomycota; Agaricomycetes; Polyporales; Phanerochaetaceae
Exons: 3
Coding region: 37-492 (151 amino acids)
Source: RefSeq, a predicted model, not a curated record
GGCCCACCCAGCCAGUCUGAAAUCAGCUGCUAUCGGAUGGCCGUGAAUGAUGCCCGCAGGACGAUGACAAGGCAGCUACUGUCUGUGACGGACCAAGUAGCGACACUGGAGCGAUCCGAGCUGGAAUGUGAUGCAGCUGGGGAGUGGAAGGCGGAGUUUGUUGCCCUGCUAGAGCUGGUGCAAGAUCUCGAAAGCAAGAGGGAUGAGAAGCUCUUGUUCCUUGCGUCCCAAAUCAACUCGACGGAGAGUCUGCGAAGGUUGAUGACCGUGAUCGUAGUUUGCAACAUGCAGCUGACCCUCCUGGGGAAAGCAGUGGAGAAAAAGGCGCCGUCUGGGGCCUUGCGGAAGCUGCCGCUGCUGUUCGGCCUGAGGACCGCACGGGAGCACCGCAAGAUGCUCGAGCGGUGGUCACGGGAGUUGCAGUGGCGUAUCUGCUGGACGGCAUUGCAUAGAACGGACAUCGGCUGGUAUGAACCCGGGCGGGUCUGUUGAGCCAUCCUGGUUCCUUGUCACCGACCCUGGGCUCAGCAUACAAUACCCCGGACAAACAACAGGCCCAUCUUGAGUUCUCGAUAUCAAUAUCUCACACCUGUCACCCCCGCGCAACCAACCCCAGUUGCUCUACACCUCCCCGAAAUGAAAAAAAAAGUUUCCUCGUACUCUGGCGGCACCUAAACGAUACAUGCCAAAGCGAGUCUAAACGAUUUUCUGGCAUGAGGUCUCGAAUACGCUUCUUUUGCCGCUUAAUCGUUAAUGUGCACUGCUAUGAAUUCAUCCACCCAUUCACCGUUUCUU